This is a messenger RNA of Perkinsus marinus ATCC 50983, 570 nucleotides long. RefSeq lists its product as hypothetical. The transcript is spliced from 6 exons. Lineage: Eukaryota; Perkinsozoa; Perkinsida; Perkinsidae. The coding region runs from base 1 to 570 and encodes 189 amino acids. The record is from RefSeq and is a predicted model, not a curated record.
AUGGAUGAGGAUGACGAGUUCUGCCUUCUUAACGAUCUGUCACUUCCCGAUGCGGUAGCAUUUGCUGAAGCUAAGGGAACGAUUUUCAAUUCCGUGGCUCUACUGGAUCUCUACAUUGAUGUCGAUGGUGAUCAGGAUAUUGAUAAGGUCGCUCAAUCCCUGGGGAUAAGAAAGACGGAUAGGUGCAGCAGGACUGAUGCUGAUAAGUCCAACAAGAAGUCUUCUUCCCAAAUACUUGGGAGGGAGCAGCAGCAGCAGGCGACGUUCACUGGUAUAAAGAUGAUGAGUGAACGCGAAAGGGCAGCUGAGAAUAUUUACUUCUCACAACAGGACGAGGCGCUUUUGAAGAAGAUUUUGGAGGAUAAUCCCGAGAUCGAGGUUGAGCGCGACCUCCAAAGAUCACCAGUGCACACAGGCAGCUCUAUACAGGAUAAGGUGAAAAUGCUGUUCAUACAAAACGGCAUUCCGCCAACAGCGAACCCUCCUCUAUUGGAGGAUCUUGUUCAGCUUAUUGCUGAGGAGAAAAAAGCUAGCAUGAGGGAUGCUAUGGCGGCAGAGGCCAAGGCGUAG